CUCCAGGACACUCUGCUGCAGAGAGAGGAGGAACUGGCCCGGCUGCAGGAGGAGAACAACAAACUCAGAGAGUUCCUCAACUCUUCCUUCGUGAGGAACCUGGAGAAAAAGGCAAAGAAACUAACCACUGAUGGGAGGAGGAAGCUGAAAAGAAACCUGAUGUUCGCAGACGACGGACCUUUCCAGAGCUGCAGUCAUCAACUCCUGACCUCCCAGCAGGUCAGCAAGAGAGUCUGCAGGAACCUCACUGCUGAGUUCUGCUCCGAGUCCUCUGAGACGUCUUCCUCCUCAGAACCAAACCUGGACCUGUGGGUUCUACGAACAUUGGGACUGAAGGACAGAGACACCAUCGAUACGUCCUCCUCCUCCUCCUCCUCUUCGCCUGGAUACAGUCUCAGCAGUUUAGUUUAUGAUGCUGCAGUCAGCUCUUCCUCGUCCUCUGAAUACUCUCUCAACUCCUCUUUCGGCCCUUCGGACGCCACUUCUACGCCAUUCUCUGUGCACAGCUACCGCCAAAGAUCGACACAUCACAUCGAGUAUGGGUACACUGCUGCCGAACACCAAGAAGAUAAUUGUGCUAAUCCUGCCAAGUCGCCUCAGAACUGCACAACUUCUCCAAGUCAACAAGUAACCGGACCGUGUGAAGGUCCGGAGGCUGUGAUCAGGAGCUACAAUACACUAACUGCCUUCCAGUCGCCACCAGAAGAACUGCCCUUCACCCCAUCACAAGACGGUACAGAGAUCUGCUCCUUCGUAGCCUCGAGUCGAGUCCAAACUCCUGUUGAACAUCCUGCCAACUGGUCUCCACUAAGAGUCACCCGGACCCCAUCACAGAACAAAAUCCACUUCAGUCCAGCAGGAGAAAGAUUCCCUUUCUCUCCCAUCUUGUCAUCGACUCCCAUCAUGAAUCAGCAAUGCCCAAUGAGUCCAGCAGUGGGAGCUCAGCCUCCUGCCACGCCUCAGACACCUCGCAGCCGGACAGAUUUGGCAUUCAGUAUGUCCCUCAGCCCGUCCAGCAGUGUCAAGACCCACAGCUUCCCCCAGGGACAAGCGUUCGUCAGAAAGGACACAGAGGGAAGGUGGAACUUCACCUGGGUGCCAAGACAAGGACCAUAGAUUCUUGCUGACCUCAAAAGGACCUCAGAAAAGAUUUCCUAUUUCGUGUUGUUAACUGAGAAGUUUCCUUUGGCCAAACUUUUAGGACUACAAGUCCACACUGAACUUGUUGCUGACUUCUUAGACUUUGUUCUGGGUUCUUGGUGCUGAUUUUACAAGACAAUGCCCUUAAAGACCCUCGGUCCAUACAGACAAUUAUCAAAGACCUUGAAAAGAUCGAGAGUGAUGGAAAUUAUUUCUCCUCCGAUAAUUUUCCAAUUAUUGGGAUUAUUAUUAUCCCAAAAUCAAUGAGAUGCUCAGUCAGAUUUUAAAAUAGCUGUGUUGGAUUUUGUGAGCUUUUUAGGAGAAUUUCUGGGGCCUAAAACACAGCAACUUUUCUAAAAAGUUGCAGUGUUUUUAGGCAUUCAUUAAAAAUCAAAGGCAACUUGUUCCAGGAGAAGGAAAUCGAACUGUUUGGAGGAUAAAUGUGUGGCGAUGCACCGAUACCAGUAUCAGGCACCUGAUGCCUCCCUGAUAGCAGGAGAUGUUAAACAACAUUUAAUUUGUUACAGUCAGAAUGAUGAUGAACAUCUGAUGAAAAUUAAAAAUUUAAAGUCAUUAAUAGGGUUAAGUACUCAUAUUGAUGCAUCUUCACAAGAAGAAACCAGGAAGUGAGUUUGGCUCGACAUCUUGCACAGAAAGGUUGCAGUGAUUGGAUUUGUGUUAACUGUUGUGAUUGUAACUUCCUGGACGAGCUGUUUUAGGAUGUGUGAACUGUGGGAGUUACAGAUCAUUGUAGGUUUGUAGCUAAUUAAAGCUAACUGACAAUGAGUGUAACAUUAAGCAUUAACAGGACUGCCUACAAUUAUUGUUUAUAUGCUGAGGUUUUUGUUUUUAUAUUUAGUUUGUGAAACUGCCACAUAAAAUAUCAGUAAUGCCCCGUGUGCCGCUUUGUGUCCCUUAUUAUAUUUAUAAAGUACAAACUGGUGCCACCAGAAAGCGAUAACUGCCCCUGAUAUCAAACAAUGAAUGCACUGGUAUGAGCAUGGGUAGCUACCGGAGGGGGCCGGGACCUGUGCCCCGUCAGCAUCAGAUGCUGUAUCCCAGUCCACGAAUAAAAACACAUUCAGCACUAUAAGAUACUUACUAUAAGAUAAGUCCCUCGUCUCUGCUUCCUGUUUCAUGUGGACUUUAAAAGAAGCUAAAAAUUAGAA
Morone saxatilis (striped sea-bass) is the source of this 2309-nucleotide messenger RNA. RefSeq names its product geminin coiled-coil domain containing (gene gmnc). Lineage: Eukaryota; Metazoa; Chordata; Actinopteri; Moronidae. The record is from RefSeq and is a predicted model, not a curated record. Gene Ontology annotation, biological process: negative regulation of DNA replication; negative regulation of cell cycle. Gene Ontology annotation, cellular component: nucleus.